CUACCCAAAACUAAACCGAUCGACAACCCCAAAGCGUGUCUGUCGUCUUCCCUAAUUAACUCUGCAAUAACAACAGAGACUAUGCUUUCUUAAUAUCCCUCUUCUCCAAUCAUGCGCUCGUAUUCUCUCAAUCUUCCUCAGUCAAGGCUUCUACAUCCUUCAAUUCGAUUCAAUCGACCAGCCAUCAAUACCUUCUUAUCAAAUCAUCAUUCUCGUUCGCUUUUGUGCUUCAAGCUAUUGGGAUCUAGAGUUCAGAGAUAUGGACAUUGUUCUACAAAGGACAGAUUUGUUGUUCUUUGCACCAUGGAUUGGGAUUCUGUGUCUAGUUUUUCGCUAGAUGAUAGAGUUGACAGUGACGGGUCUAUCGGAUACGCGUUUUCAUCAAGUGAAGGGGAAGAAAGUGACGGAGAUAUCAUACUGAAUCCAAUCACUGAUGUUGACAUUCCAACAUCAAGUGACCGGUUUCAUAAACCUGAUGACGCAUUAACAACAACUGCUUACGAGCUCAGAAUGAUUGGUAAAUCUCAGAAGAGAAACAGGAUUAAAUAUGGAAUGAUCAUCAACAUAGGGCUCGUUACUUUUCUGACGGUUUUUCUACUACUUCUGGAUUCACAUGCAUGGCGAAUAGUGAGACUUCCGUUACCGCCAUUUCACUUGAUAUGCCCGUUUACAGCCUCGGCAGUUUUAGUCUCGUUUGCUGGUUAUAUUUGUGUUCCGUUAUUUCGUAUUUCGAGGAUGCAGAUGAUUAUCAGCAAAUGGCCAGCUAGACACUCGUAUAAGAAAGGAACGACUACAAUGGGUGGAUUGUUUCUUAUACCGAUCGGUGUAGGUGUUGCUGAAGUAUUAGUUGGCUUUUCUUCUAUAGAAGUUGCAGGGGCAUCUAUAGCCACUUUAGCAUUUGCCACAAUUGGGCUAGUAGAUGAUUUCUUAUGUCUUGUGAAAAGGAGAAGGAUUGGGUUAUCUCAGUGGGUUAGAAUUCUGUUGGAGGUAGCUGUUGGAACAUCGUUCUAUUUUUGGUUAUGUGCGAGGAAUAUAGCAUCACCAUACAGCAUAAAAAUGGUGGUGCCUCUACCUCUACCAUUGGGGCUGGUGUGCAUGGGAGGUUCUUACGUAUUAUUAACUUCAUUUUGUUUUGUCUCGAUGGCAAACGGAAUGGAGUUAACCGACGGUCUCGAUGGAUUAGCUGGCGGAACUGCCGCACUUGCAUUCAUCGGAAUGUCCAUUGCAGUUCUUCCAAUAUGUUCAGAUCUUGCUGUGUUUGGAGCAUCAAUGGCAGGAGCCUGUGUUGGUUUUCUUUUCCAUAACCGGUAUAAGGCUUCUGUGUUUAUGGGUGAUACUGGAACUUUGGCAUUGGGUGGGGCCCUCGCUGCAAUGGCUGCUUCUACUGGAAUGUUCUUUCCGUUACUUAUUUCAUCUGGUGUCAUUGUAUUGGAAGCGUUAUCCGUUUUGUUGCAGGUAUCAUACUUCAAGACAACAAAACACAUGCACGGAAUUGGGCGACGUUUGUUCAGGAUGGUUCCAUUGCAUUACCAUCUUGAAUCAUGUGGGAUAAAGGAACCCGUGAUAGUUGCAGGUGCAUAUGUUAUUUCAUGCAUAUUGAUGCUUUAUGCUGGAUAUGUGGGUCUUAUAUCAGUAUAGUGUCAUAUAACUUCAUUUCUCUCGUUCCUAUCGUUAUACAGUAUGCCCAGAUUGGUGCAUAAGGUUAUAGAGUUUUUCAAUGUCAAGGUAGCUCGAAUCUCUGUUUUUGACUUCUAACUGGUGGUAAUAUGAUCUUGAGGGGUUCUAGUGGCUAUCUAUGACUAUUGGGUAUUUUGUUAUUAUGAAGAAAUAUGAGAGCUGUAUAUUUUUGGGGAGGCUUAGAUA
This is a messenger RNA of Helianthus annuus (common sunflower), 1863 nucleotides long. Its product is annotated as phospho-N-acetylmuramoyl-pentapeptide-transferase homolog. The record is from RefSeq and is a predicted model, not a curated record. Gene Ontology annotation, molecular function: phospho-N-acetylmuramoyl-pentapeptide-transferase activity. Gene Ontology annotation, cellular component: membrane. The coding region runs from base 112 to 1638 and encodes 508 amino acids. The transcript is spliced from 7 exons. Gene Ontology annotation, biological process: cell wall macromolecule biosynthetic process; cell wall organization. NCBI's taxonomy places the organism in Eukaryota, Viridiplantae, Streptophyta, Magnoliopsida, Asterales, Asteraceae.